This is a messenger RNA of Chara braunii, 1229 nucleotides long. NCBI's taxonomy places the organism in Eukaryota, Viridiplantae, Streptophyta, Charophyceae, Charales, Characeae. The record is from the annotation of a GenBank genome assembly.
CCGUUGAUCUGGACGCCGGAGUGCGAUCAAGCGUUUUCCAAACUCAAGGCUGCUCUCAUUUCGGCUCCGGUCCUUAUAAGACCGGAUCCCGAAAAACCUUUUGUUCUCAUCACCGACUGGCAGCCAGAGGCGAUCUUGACGAUCCUUGCCCAGGUGGGACCGAGCGGACUCGAGAGUGUAGUGGAGUAUGCGUCUAAGUCAAUGCCCGCCUGCAAGCGCAAUUACGCCGCUCCAACGGGUGAAUGCUAUGUGGCUCUCUGGGGAAUUAGUCACUUCCGUGCUUACCUGUACGGGCGAAAAUUCACCCUGGUGAUUGAUCAUGAGCCCCUGUUGGCUCUGAAGAAGUCGAAGGAUUACUCGGGCAUGAUCGGGCGAUGGGCAACGGUGCUGCAAAGCAUGAACUUUGACAUUCGUCAUCGAAAGCACGAGAGACACGGAAAUGCGGACGGACUGACACGACUGCACCGGCCUGAAAAAGUUCCGAGGAAUGAGGAGGUGAUUCCGUGGAACGGACCCGAGCAAAAGAUUGGACCUCGGUACGGCCAAGUGGAGAUUUUGUCAAAGCAAGUACAAGUAAAGUGGACGGGCACUAUCGAGCACCCCACGUGGAUCGAGAAGCCGGAGCUGCUGAUCAUACAGGGUUGGAGGACUAACGUGGAAGGAGAUCUUAUUGGAUUCCUCUUUGGAUCAGUACGACCGGGUCGCCGUCAGUUGAUUGCACAGGAGCUCAUCGCACUGAUCGUGCAAUUGGCGGACGAUCUCUCGCCCGACAUCUACUUUCAAAGCGACAACAGUCCUGCUCCGUACAUUUUCGGGCGAUCCUUGGAUCUGUACCUUCAGUGGACUUCGUGCUUGGAGGAACCUAGGGACGAGGAUACCUUACCAUCGCGGCAGGAGUAUCUGAAGCCGUACGAGAUCAUCCCUUACGCCUUUUAUCCCAGGGCAGAGGAAGUGGUGAUCAACGACGACGACGAAGAAGAAGACAACGACGAGGAAACAUCGGAGGAGGGAAGCUAUAGUGAACAUAGCGAGGGCGAGCUGAGUGAGGAGGAAAAGGAAGAAGAAGGAACCGGAUCCGAGUGGGAAGCCCCGCCGGAGGAAGCGACGCGUACGGGAACAGAGGCGGAAGAUCCGGAAGCGGCGCGAAGAGAUUGCCUCCUGGAAGCGCCAGCUGGAGUUCGCUAGCAAGGCUAGCCUGCGCAUCGAUAGCGGUCCGGCCAGGGAUCCAG